Messenger RNA from Verruconis gallopava, 1931 nucleotides. RefSeq lists its product as uncharacterized. Gene Ontology annotation, biological process: polysaccharide biosynthetic process; glycosaminoglycan biosynthetic process. Gene Ontology annotation, cellular component: nucleus; cytosol. Gene Ontology annotation, molecular function: UDP-glucose 6-dehydrogenase activity; NAD binding. The transcript is spliced from 4 exons. Lineage: Eukaryota; Fungi; Ascomycota; Dothideomycetes; Venturiales; Sympoventuriaceae. The coding region runs from base 207 to 1931 and encodes 574 amino acids. The record is from RefSeq and is a predicted model, not a curated record.
UGGCCGAAAUGCAGAAGAAAAGGCCAAAUUCCCGGCUUGAAUCGGCGUUAGAAAGACGAAUACUUCUGGCAACACGGCCCUCCUUCCGCGAAUUGUGAAGCCCAUGUCAAUAGUCUCUUAAGAAAAAUUUCCGCCUUUUCCCUCUUUUAUUCCAAUAAAUCUGGGUGUGAGGAAAACGAUCACUCAUAGCGGUGCCAACCUAGUCAAUGAACAUUAUGUCGCUGUCAAUGCAAUACUCGACCAUGAGCACACCAAUUGAGGAGCAUGAUGCAUCCAUAUUUUCAAUUCCGACAAGUCCAACAAGUAGCUCAAGAAGCACAAGCCCGGAAUGGCCAUUUGUUGCAGAGAGUCUGAAGCUUGCAAUGGCUGUAACGAAUGUUUGCAUAGUUGGUGCAGGUUAUGUUGGAGGCCCAACGGCAGCAAUCCUGGCUUUGAAGAAUCCCCAUAUUCAGGUCAAUGUUGUUGAUAAAGAUACUGCUCGUAUCGCGCAAUGGAACUCGAAGCAUCUUCCUGUAUACGAACCAGGCUUGAACGAAAUUGUUUGUAUAGCCCGAGACGGAUAUCAGGAUGGUUGCCGAUCCCCUAAUCUCAAAUUCUCUACCAUGGUAGAAUCAUGCAUCAACGAUGCUGAUAUAGUCUUUAUUGCGGUUAAUACGCCAACCAAAGUAUGCGGCAUUGGAGCAGGUGCCGCGACAAAUCUCGCAGCAUUCGAAAGAGCGGCUAUCACUAUUGCUCAGAACCUCAAGCCUGGCGCAAUUGUUGUUGAGAAAAGCACAGUGCCGUGCGGAACUGCACAGACUGUCCAAGAAAUUCUCUCGAUGUAUCGACCCGGAGAAAGUUUCGAAGUGCUGUCGAACCCAGAAUUUCUGGCGGAAGGAACAGCAGUAAAAGAUCUUCUUGACCCAGAUCGUGUUUUAAUUGGAUCGUCGUCGACUAAAGAAGGUCAAAAGGCUGCAAAGAUGCUGCGUAGUUUGUACGAAUCGUUCGUUCCGCCUUCGAAGAUUCUCACUGUGAAUACUUGGUCGUCCGAGCUAGCUAAACUUGUGGCGAAUGCCAUGCUUGCCCAAAGAAUCAGUAGCAUCAAUUCGAUCAGUGCCAUUUGCGAGCAGACUGGUGCAGAUAUUGACGAAAUAUCUGAGGCUAUUGGACGCGACACGCGACUUGGGCCAAAAUUCCUCAAAGCAGGUGUCGGUUUCGGCGGAAGUUGCUUCAAAAAGGAUAUUCUGAGUUUAGUUUAUUUAGCGCGGUCCCUACACUUGCCGGAAGUGGCGGACUACUGGAUGGCAGUACUAGCCAUCAACGACUUCCAGGUCGAUCGAUUCACUGGUCGUGUCGUGAAUAAGCUGCAUGGAGCCUUGGUUGGAAAAAAGAUUACGGUCCUAGGAUUCGCCUUCAAGCAGGAUACCAAUGACACGAGGGAGUCGCCAGCAAUCAAUGUGGUAGAGGCUCUACUAGAUGAAAGACCUGCUGAAAUCGCCAUAUUUGAUCCAGGGUGCACACCGUCUGAGAUCGAAUCUGCCAUAAAGUCUCAAGGAUCCAUAGAGAGAACAAGCAUACUGUCUCCAAAUGGGCCGGUCAAGCCUUACAUAAAUGCGUACGAGGCAUGCCAAGACUCAAGUGCAAUUCUCAUUCUCACGCCUUGGCCCCAGUUUCAGUAUCCUCCAGCAUCGGUGUCCGAGAAGAUCGUGCAUCCAAUCCAAGCCAACGCGCCGUCUCAAAAGCGAUCACAAAAUACGACCUGCUCCGCAGAUUGCGCUCUUUGUGCUAAGUUAACGCCCAAACAGGCGGAGACCGCACGAGAGUGUCUUGACUGGUCCAUCGUGUGCGAAACGAUGCGAGCACCGAAAUGGGUCUUCGACGGGAGAAAUAUUGUACAUAAAGAAGCUAUGCUGAAGUUGGGUUUUCGGGUAGAGAAUAUGGGAAGGGCUUAA